Molecule: messenger RNA, 531 nt
Organism: Australozyma saopauloensis
Lineage: Eukaryota; Fungi; Ascomycota; Pichiomycetes; Serinales; Metschnikowiaceae
Exons: 1
Coding region: 1-531 (176 amino acids)
Source: RefSeq, a predicted model, not a curated record
AUGUCGCUAGCUGCUUUUGAUUUCGCAAACACCGUUGAUGGCUACACAAACUGGUUGAACAGUGCUGCCAACGACACCUUCACUCAUGUUUAUUGCAUUGAAAAUGGCUGGGAGACCGGUUUAAUUGUUUUGACUGACAUAUAUGAUACAUUAAAUAAACUCGUUGAUACAAGACUCGAUAAAUGGAGAGACGAGGACGCCAUUAACUUGAUCAACCCGGAUGACCUCUUUGAAAGUAUCGGAGAUGCAAGGAAUCAAGUCUUGGCCGAAUUGCUUUCGUCAGGCGUUUCGACAACUACCCCUACUUCUCAAGACAAUGCAACCAUCUCCAGUGUGCCCACAGAAACGGGUUCCGAUAACUUCUUUGACUUCAGAAGGAAAAGAAUGGAGAUGCAGCAAGAAAAAGUGGAUCUUGAAGCAAGAGCAGGUUGUGGUGGAACUUGUGGAAGUUCUGGAAACUGCAAGGGAGAUUGCAGGGCCUGUUUGAUGGUGUUGAAUACCAAAAAGGGAUACAGGAAGAUAUGCUUCUAG